CGCAGCAGGAUAGAGGCCGCGGAGGCGGACCUCGGGCGCGCGCGCGAGGAGAUCGAGGCCGGCGACCACGCCUCGGCGCUGGCCCGGCUGCGGGUGCUGGAGGACGGGCUGCUGUUCGAAGCUGCGCCGGUGGUCGCCGCCAUGGGCGCCUGCCACCUGGCGCUGGGCGAUCUGAGCAGGGUGCAGAACAUCACGGCCUCACUCUUGCGGCGCGACCCCACCGACGUGGAGGCCCUCAUGCUGCGGGCCCGAGCGCAGUUCCAGGCCAUCGAGCACCACAUCGACAGCGACGCCUGGGCCGAGGGCGCGGCGGCCGCCAUGGGCGUGGCGAGGCAGGCCCUCACCUCGACCCAGACUGCCAGAGGGCGGUGCAGCUGCGCCGCUGGCUGAAGGGCCUCGUGGACCAGGUCGGCCGGGCGCGUGCCGCCUUCGCCGCGGGCGACCCCGGCGGCGCCGAGGCCGUGCUCACCAGCCUGCUGCAGGACUCCCGGCCCCGGCCCAAGGGCCGCUUCGCGGCGCGCUGCCUCGCCGAGCGCGGGCGCGCCAGGCUUGAGAGGGGCGACGCCCAGGGCUGCGUCGCAGACUGCCAGCAGGUCGGGGGCACCGCUAAAGGCGACCGCAGACAUGGAUCAAGGGGGGCGUUGAUUAGCGACGGGUCCCGCUUCCAUGGGAACUCGCGGAGUUCCGCCGCCGAGCGGGGCGGCACCGGCCGCAGUUUGGGG
This is a messenger RNA of Prorocentrum cordatum, 722 nucleotides long. NCBI's taxonomy places the organism in Eukaryota, Dinophyceae, Prorocentrales, Prorocentraceae. The record is from the annotation of a GenBank genome assembly.